Messenger RNA from Tilletiaria anomala UBC 951, 1054 nucleotides. RefSeq lists its product as uncharacterized. Gene Ontology annotation, cellular component: clathrin coat of coated pit; clathrin coat of trans-Golgi network vesicle; plasma membrane. Gene Ontology annotation, biological process: clathrin-dependent endocytosis; clathrin coat assembly; intracellular protein transport. Lineage: Eukaryota; Fungi; Basidiomycota; Exobasidiomycetes; Georgefischeriales; Tilletiariaceae. The record is from RefSeq and is a predicted model, not a curated record. The transcript has 4 exons. Gene Ontology annotation, molecular function: structural molecule activity; clathrin heavy chain binding. The coding region runs from base 125 to 976 and encodes 283 amino acids.
CAUCUCAACACCUCUGGCUUCUCAUCGUUGAACAGGCCUACUGCACUCUCUUCGCGUUGCCUUCAACGUCAAAGGGGCCUUAAUAAUCGCUGUAGACAAAGAGAAUAGUCAGAAGUUCAGCACGAUGUCCUUCGACUUUGACCCGCAGCCAGUAGGCGGCGCCGCUUCCGACCCCACCGCCGACUUCCUUGAGCGUGAGAGGCAAGCGCUCGGAGCGCUAGGAGGUGCAGAUGACCUGAUCAGUCAGGCAGGGGCGUUCAGCGGUGCUGCUUCAAAUACCGCGGACGACUUUGAAAGGAGCGCCAGUAACUUUCCGGCGCUGGAUGGCGCAGACGAUGCUUUCUCUGGGCCUGCUGCUUCGGCGCCAGCACCAGCCCAGAGUGUUGUUGGAGAUCUGUUCGGAUUCGAUGGUGAAGAGGACAAGCAGAAGUCUCAGUUCGAGAGCCAAUACCCUGCUUUCAACGACCCUGACCUCGACACGCCAGUUCCGGCAACUGAGCCAGCAGCGACUUCUAAUGGCUUCUCAUCACAGCCAUCAACGAUGAACCCACGGGCAAAUUCAAAUGGCGGUGACGAUGAUGACAGUGGCGAGGACCCAGCACCCAUCCGCGAGUGGCGCAGCAAGCAAGCAGACGAAAUUGCAGCGCGAAAUGCGCUCGCUGAACGAAAGAAGGGAGAGGCCAUCUCUCGGGCGGAGAAGGAGACUGACACCUUCUAUGAAGAAUACAACGCAAAGAAGGAGAAGACCAUUGCAAAGAACAAGGAGAAUGAAGCGGUGUUCCGGGCACAGCGAGAGAAGGACUUGGCCGAGGGCACGACAUGGCAGCGGGUUAACAAGCUUCUUGAACUGCAGAACGCCCACAGUAAGACCAUCUCCAAAGCCCCCGCUGGCGCUUCGGACGUGUCCAGGAUGAAGGAGAUUUACCUGAACCUCGCUGAGGAAGGCGAGAAUGCGCCCGGUGCUGCUGGGUACUGAUUCUGUCUCUGCACCGCAUGCAUGCGAGAGGCGCAGGCCUUGUACUUUUCGGAGCCACUGUCGUCUCAUGCGGAAAUA